UCCGAGCGCACGAGUCGAGCCCGACAUAUUCUGAGCGUCCUCCAAAUGUUGAGCCCGAGCGGUGAAGCGUGGCUCUUGAGGGGGCGAGGUUGGAGAAGGAGGCAGAAACCAGGCUCCGAUCGCACGAACACUGACCUCUGAGUCAAACCCCACAUCCCUGCAGCUGUGACCGGACUCAUAGAGACACAAUCACAUCAGCCAGGAUGGGGACAGUCAGUGUGGUCACACUCAGCCUCCUGCUCACCACAGUUCUGUCUGCUCCUGUGAAAGUCGACGAGGACUCGAUGACGUUGUUCCAUGGGGAGGAUUUCCACAUCAUGCUGCCCUCCCUUGGGUUGGAGGUCACAUUUCGGAACAGGUCUUCUCCGCGGUCGCCUGAUGUGGUCCUGAUGCGGGACGGUGCUGUCAUCAACAGUCGGACUAAACUCAACCGGCACCUCAGCCACCUCAUCGUAGACGCUGUGGGUGAGGAAGACGAGGGCGUGUACACGGUGAAGAACCCAGAGAAGCCAGAGGAGAUCAGGCGCAUCACGCUUAUAGUCCGAGAUUGCUCCAAUGAGGAGAUGAUUAAAUAUGGAGACAGCUUCUUUAUUCCGCUGUUGGAGGUGACCCCUCCCAUCACCCUGGAGUACAGGCCAAUCGCCGUGGAGGCCAAUCAGACAUCAAGACCAGCUCUGGUGCUGCUGACCAGUACGGGCAUGUCCAGGGAGGGCUACCAGGGUCGUAUCAGCGUCAACGAGCGCCAUGUUGUCCUCAGUGCUGUCACGGGGGCAGACGAGGGAAGCUACACUGUUAGGGACUUCGAAGGUGUCAUCCAGAAGAAAGUGUGUCUCAACGUCAAAGAGCACCAAGAAUUUGUGAAGCUGCCGAUUGGUGAAAGACUGAAGAUCAACCUGGUGCUCAACAGCUCCUUGGUCCGUCUCUACUACAGCCCCGAUUAUGACUCCACGCCCCAUCUGCUGCUGGACAAGGGAGAAUUCACAAGUACUCCAGAGGAGCUGGGUCUGCAGGACCGUCUCAGCUUGGACCAUUCACUGGUUUUUCUAGAUAAGGUCAAGGGGUCAGAUGCUGGCCAGUUCAACAUUGUUGACAUACUGGGAUUCACUUUGUCCUCCGUCCACCUGGAAUUGCUACCCUACAAGCUGGAGUCGCUGUAUGUGGCCAUCAUCGCCCUGUUGGGUCUGCUGGUUUUCCUUCUGCUGGCCUGCCUGCUGUCCUGCCUGAUCAAAGUGAAGAAGAGGGCUAAGAGGGCUGCUACCCUGGAGAAGAUUGCCCAGAAUGCUGGCAAAGAGGACGAAGGGGAGGCCUUCAGACAGGUGGUGAAGAACAUCACCAAACUCAGUGAGGAAUCCAAGCAUUCCCAGGCCGACACCACAGAGAAAUCUCAGAGCACGGAGGUGGACAUUAAAGGUCUGGAGGUUUCCUCUAAAGAGAUUGGAAUUGGUAACCUGGAGACCAGUGACUCGGGUGUUGGCUUUAACACCGCCCUCCCACUGGACACUGACACCGAUGUCCCUGAUCAAAUCCCUGACUCUGAGGCUGUAAGCAUCUCUGUUACAGAAACCAAAUCAAGUCCACCACCUGCUGCCGAGGCCAAACCAAGUGCUCCACCCGCUGUGGAACUAAUGCCCAGUCCUGUAGCUGAAGCUAAAGCCAGCCCAACACCUGAGAUUAAGAAAACCCCUGAGGAGGUGAAGCCGGAUGUUCCCAAACAAGAAGUUAAGCUUAGCCCAGUUUUGAGCUCUGAGCCCAAGGCUGGUCUGAGCCCAGCUGAUCCAAAGCCUGCACCCAGUCCGAGCCCAGAGCCCAAACCAGCUGCUCCUAAAGCCCCAAAACCUGAAAGUAAGAGCGCCCUAACUCCCACAGCCGAGCCCCCUAAACCAACCACACCAGAACCCAUCACCAACGGUGCACCUGAGCCAGGCCUGGAUUCCAAACCGAGCCCAGAUCACACUGAUGUUAAUGGAGGCUUGAGUCCAAAAGCGGCUCCCCCUAAAACCCCGGAGGUGGAGCUGAAAUCUGGUGGUGCUGUAAUAGAAGAUGGCGCUGCGGCUGAGAAACCAACCACCACCUGAGAUCUGCCCCUGCAAAAACACAACGGAAGCCCCACAGAUCUACCACCACUGUAGACAAUCGAACACCCCCAACCAAAUAAUGAAGAAACCACUGAGGCUGGGGCGAGCGAGGGCUUUGGUUUAAACAUGUCUAAUGCCUGAUUACCUUCAUAAUGGUAUAUCUCACUUUCUAUAACUAACAUAUAACCUUUGAGACUUUCUGAAACACUUCACAUGACUAAUACGGUUUGUUGAUUGUUUAACCUUUUAGUUGUACGCACCUUUGUUGGUGUGUUUUUUUUUUUGGUAACUUCACAGUGAAACUGCCAGACUUCAAAUGAAAUCCUUUGCUGAGUUUACAACUAAACUUUUAACAACACAUAAGGUAUUUUCUAACAUAGUGAGGUUUACAAGAUUUUAUCAAAACCAGAACAGAACUAGAAUUUCUUAUCUGACCUGAACUAACCGUCCUUUAACAUUUAGAUGGUUAAUUAAGUUGUGGAUAAAACUGAUGAAACAGGUGCAGCUAUAACAUGUGAUGAUAUUAUUUAGACUGGACAUAAUCCAAACACAAAUCAAAGCCCUUUUUAUUACACAGAUCACAUUCAGUUGUUGGCAUUUUGCACAAAGGUGAAAUGUGGAUGUUAAAUGCUUGUGCCCGUCCUCUGGCAUCAGAAACAUCUGCAAUAUGCCAUCAAAUAACUACAAAUGCACUCUAUUAAGGCUAUUCCUCCAACAAGGCCCAACAGUCUCCUUAGAUUAAAACAGACCUUACAGCUAAGGCUGCAUUAUGUUUCUCAGCUGCAGCUUUGUGGGAGUUACAAGUUUCUGGCUCUAUUUGUUACCAUACAGCAGCUGAAACAAACCUACACCCAAAUGAAACCACAUUUAAAUCCACUAGAUCCAGAUUUUUAUUUGGAUCAGCAUGAAAUUACACACACUGAUUGAUACUAACCUCUUGAAUAUGUUGGAAUUUAUUCAGCAAGCAUAAAUUCCUGGAUCUGAUCUCUGAUCCGGAUCCACACUAAAAUUUAAUUUGUUGUUCCUUGGCACAUAUCCCAUUAUUGCUGCAAGCUUUGUAAUAAUCUUUCAAGUUGUUUUUGUGUAAUGCUGCUGACUAACAGAAACAAAAACAAACUCUAAACAUAACCUCCUUGGUGGAGCUAAAAAGAUGAGUUUUGAAUAACACAAGAAAGCUUGCUAAUAACACUAAUCUCAGUGCAUUUAUAGUCUCUGAGAUUUAAAUAUAGAUACCCAGUAUAUAUCAGAUGUUUAAAAUGAGUUGCAGACAGACCUGAGUCUGGAUCAAACUCUUUUUUUUAUCGUGGAUCUGGAUUUUGGGGCGGGGGUAUUCAAAAAUCGUUUUACUCUCAGAUGAGUAAGAGGAAUCUCAUGAAAGCAGAAACUCCAGGUUCCUUUAUGUUGGGCCAGAGGUGAAAUAAUCAAUGAAAGUGAAAGUUCAAAUAGUUAGAAUGUGCUUGUUCAUUAUCCUUCUCAACUUCUAUGUCUUUAUUGAGGCCUUUCUUCUAUCUCUUAAUCCUUCCCUGACUCUCUUUCCCUUCCUUCCCCUUCCCUUCCUUUACUUUCCUUAUUUAAAACUACUUUAUUUCUUGACGUAGUUAAACUAGAUAAACUAUUAAAUAUUAGGUUUAGUUGUCAAUGAAAAAGGUUAGAUCUGUAGAGUAGUAACAUUAUAGGACAAAGGAUUAACAUUUAUAGCUAACAUCUUUCAAAUAUCCAAAAUUGUCCUAUGAGGCCUUUUUCAUUAUCACAACAUUAUGUGUGCAGAGUUUGCAGAUAUGUGGAUGCUCAGUGAACUUAGUUGAAACUCUUGUAUAGUAAAAACAAAAGGAGGUAUGCAGAUAUAGUGUUCAUUUGACAAAAUGCAUGUCUCUACCUCAUGUUUAAAAAAAUGACAGUCGAGGUUUGAUGCACAGAAAUCAACAAAGAGCUUUUUGACCUUCUUAGAAAGUGAGACGACCUCGAUAAUUCAGUCUCACGAUUGGUGGAAUGUCAAAAAAUUGUAAGAUGUACAACCAACUGGCCUUUCUCUGCUUUUUCUUACCAGUAAAUUACUAUCAGGCGAGAUGUGUCAGCAUUUUCACAAGCCAUAACGCACGAUGGGCUCAGAUGUCAGACUUGAUACUUAGAUCAGUAGCUAUAAUAUAUAAAACAAAACUACAAAAAAAUUUCAAUCAAGGUGCCUCAAAUUAGAUGGAUGAACAGCAUCAGAUUUUUAGGUCACAUGUAUUAGAAAAGAACAAUAACAGUUAAAUGAUCAGAUGAUGAUAAAAAAAACAGUGGAUAUGUCUCGUUUCCAGCCUGGACCUGUGAAGAAACCACAAACCAAUUUGGGCACUACAAAAAAUGGUCUUAAUAUAAACACACACACACACACACACACACACACACACACACAC
Messenger RNA from Paralichthys olivaceus (Japanese flounder), 4474 nucleotides. RefSeq lists its product as uncharacterized. The record is from RefSeq and is a predicted model, not a curated record. Lineage: Eukaryota; Metazoa; Chordata; Actinopteri; Pleuronectiformes; Paralichthyidae.